This is a messenger RNA of Telopea speciosissima, 1684 nucleotides long. Its product is annotated as 26S proteasome non-ATPase regulatory subunit 13 homolog B. Gene Ontology annotation, cellular component: proteasome regulatory particle, lid subcomplex; cytosol; nucleus. The transcript has 6 exons. Bases 193 to 1353 code for a protein of 386 amino acids. Gene Ontology annotation, molecular function: structural molecule activity. NCBI's taxonomy places the organism in Eukaryota, Viridiplantae, Streptophyta, Magnoliopsida, Proteales, Proteaceae. The record is from RefSeq and is a predicted model, not a curated record. Gene Ontology annotation, biological process: ubiquitin-dependent protein catabolic process.
AUCGGAAAAAUAUAUAAGUUGGAGAAUUGACGACACGGCCUGUCUCGUUUCUUGUCGCGGAAGAAAAGGAAAAGAGGAGAGCUGAGGGGUUGGGGCACGCUUUCUGCAAAUUCCUUAUCGGUCUCUCUUGCUCUCUCUGAGAUCUUUGCCUGUCUUGGGUCUGUUGGUAGUGAUUUUGCAUAGUCUAUUGCCAUGGCUGCACUCCAGUAUCUCGAAACCCAGCGUAACGCACAGCCAGAGCUCGCCGAUUGGUACAAUACAUUGGCAGAUUUGUAUCAGAGAAAGCUUUGGCACCAGCUUACUCUCAAACUUGAGCAGUUCGUUGCCCUAACUGUAUUUCAGGCUGGGGAUGCUCUAAUACAGUUAUAUCAUAAUUUCAUCACUGACUUCGAGACAAAGAUCAAUCUGCUUAAGCUUGCACAUUUUGCUGUCAUAGUUUCUCGGCAAUAUGCGGAGAAAGAAGCUGCCAUUGGUUAUCUUGAAGGUGUGAUUGAAAAGCUUCAUGAUACUAGGGAGUUGCGUAUAGAGGAGCCAAUUCUCUAUGUCAAGAUGCAGAUAGCUGCAUUCAAGCUUGAGCAAGGAGAUCAGAAAGAGUGCAAGAAACUCUUGGAAGGUGGGAAGACUACCCUUGAUAGCAUGACUGAUAUUGAUCCAUCAGUAUAUGCAAGCUAUUACUGGGUUUCUUCACAGUACCACAAGUCUCGUCAAGAAUUUGCAGAGUUUUACAAAAGUGCUCUUCUCUAUUUGGCAUACACAUCAGUGGAGUCAUUGUCAGAAUCAUUCAAGCUGGAUUUGGCAUUUGAUUUGUCCCUCUCCGCAUUGCUUGGAGAUAAUAUCUACAACUUUGGGGAGUUGCUAGCCCAUCCAAUUAUAAAAUGUCUAUUGGGGACAAAAGUGGAAUGGCUCUACUAUAUUCUCCAGGCAUUCAACUCUGGUGAUUUAGUUCGCUAUCAAGAACUCUGUCGUGUUCAUAAAGCUGCUCUGAGUGCUCAGCCAGCAUUAGUAGAGAAUGAGAAGAAGCUAUUGGAAAAGAUCAACAUUCUUUGCUUGAUGGAAAUAAUAUUCAGUCGUCCCUCAGAAGACCGAACUAUUCCCUUAAGUGUCAUUGCAGAGCGCACAAAACUUUCUGUAGAGGAUGUUGAGUAUCUUCUCAUGAAGAGCCUUUCUGUUCAUCUUAUUGAGGGGAUAAUCGAUCAAGUUGAGGGAACAGUUCAUGUUUCAUGGGUUCAACCAAGAGUUCUGGGGAUACUUCAGAUCAAAUCGCUGCGUGACCGCCUUGACAAUUGGUUGGAGAAAGUACACACCGCUUUAUUAUCAGUGGAGGCUGAAACACCUGACCUAGUAGCAUCUUGAUUCUAUGCUUAUUGGUCCCGCUUUUCUUUGCUCUGUAUCAAUCUGUGACACCUAAAUAACUUGAGAAAAAAAAAGGAAAAGAAUACUAGCUUGCUUAACAGAUCUUGGUACUUACUGUCGGCAUUUCCAUUUUUGCCUAAUCUUUCUUGAAUCGUUUUUUGGGAAGAGGCAAUCUUGUGCUUGUAUUUUUUUUUUCCCCCUUCAAAAUUGUUUGAAUCUAUGACAGAAAACUUGGAACACAAGGUGAAGUAGGGCAUUAAAAAAUCACUGAUUUACUGAUAGGCCGAUUCUUUAGGUUUAUGUAUCAGAAAUAUCCCGUUACUCUCAUUUG